AAGAAGAACACGCCAUCUUUUUCGAAGCUCAUAUCUUACCCGUUUAGAAGUUUAAAAUCCACAGCCAUCUUCCUCUGAGAGAGGAAUUAGCGGCUAUGGAGAACUACACAUACGGGGUGAACGUAGCGAACAGGUAUUUACUGUUCAUAGAUGAAGAUAAGGAUCCUCUCGAGAUCCUCAAAGAACAAGAGGAGGCGAACAAGCUAAAGCCCAAGAAGGAUGAGAAAAAGACGUCAAAGGGGAAGAGUUCAUCAUCGGAGCCAGACAAAUCCUCAAAAUCUGCCAAAGCCAAAGGAAUAAAGAACGUUGCUACGACCACGAUAGACUCUGAGAAUAAGCCGGCAAAGUCAAGACAGACUGAUGCGUCUACGAACAAGGACAAAGAUAACCGACCUCGUGCACCAAGACAGGACCGUGGCGUGAAGUUUGGUGGCAGUCAGAUUGACAAUCUGUCUGCAGAAGAGAGGCGAAACCGGCGGAACCGUGACGACCGAGAUGUUAAAGGCGACCAGGAGAGAUCAUUCCCGCAAACUGGAGAGUUUAGUGUAUCCGGCAGUGAGCGACAGCAUCCUGAUGGUGGCGGCAGGGGGGCACCGAGGGGACGAGGAGGGUUUCGGGGACGCGGAAGCAGAGGACGAGGGCGGGGUGGUUUUGGCUACGAGAACCGAGGAAAGCGUGAGUUCGACCGUCAGAGCGGCAGCGACAAAACCAGUGGCGUGAAGUCAAUUGACAAGCGUGAAGGCGGCGGGUCGCACAACUGGGGCAGCACUAAGGACGAGAUCGAUGAACAGAUCAGCGCCGUGGAACAGGACACACAGGAGUGGAGGCAGCAGCAGACUGAGGAGGCUGCUGGACACCCGGAAGGCGAUGAGUCAAAGGAAACCGUUGAGGGCGAUGAGUCACAACUAGAGCCUGCUGAACCGGAAGUGAAGGAGUUGACCCUGGAUGAGUGGAAGGCUCUGCAGGAGCAGCAGCGCUUCAGGACAGAGUAUAACCUGCGCAAACCCGGUGAGGGAGAAGACAAUGCACAAUGGAAGAAGACCUUCAUGCUGAAGAGGCCAGAGAAGACUGAAGAGGAAAGCGACGAGGAGGAAGAAGAGGACGCACAUCACGGCCGCGCAAAGCAAAAGGUGAACAUCGACAUAACCUUUAACGAUCCCAUCCGUCGUGGCGGACGCGGCGGUGGUGGCCGCGGCGGACCGCGCGGAGGUAGUCGCGGGUUUGGCCGUGGCCGCGGCGCUCGCCCUGAUAGAGGUGGCGCUGCCGCCGGCGGCGGCGGCGGUGGCGGCGGCGGCGGAGGGGGUGUUGGCAUUGGCAUGGGCGCUUCCGGCGGUCCUCCCGCUCGCGGUGGCCGCACUCCAGAGAAGCCGGCCUAUAAGGUUGAUGAUGAGAGCGACUUCCCGUCCCUGGGCAAGUAAGCAAAAGGAAUGUUCCCCCCGGUUGGGUAGUCGAUGGACCAACUGCUUGGUCUUCAUUGAGGUGUUGGAGCUACAUGCAUACCUCGCAACGGAAUGUGCUUUUUAUUUACACAUACUUCCAGGCAUGUUGCUCUGUAAAAUAAAGCCCAGCUUUUGUUAAUCGUAGUCCCAAUAUUAUAGGUUUCCCAUAAUCAUGACUUUAUUACCGUGUAUUAAACUUACUACGAUGAUACAAGUUUUCUGCUGGAUGGAGUAUUUUUGCAAGUUAUGCCAAACGGAAUGCAAAGAACUGUGACAUGUCAGUUAGAAGCAUGUGAAGCUGUUGGAGGAACUGAAUGUAUUUUAAACAGUUAUAGGAGUAUUUAAAAGUUUAAGUAUCAUUAGACAUUACACUGUAAACUGACAAUUUUACAGUAUAUUAAUUUAUAGAGCACUGAAUUGCACGUGCUUUUGGACGUUUAACGACUAUGGUGUGUAGUGUUUAAACAUUAAUGCUUUCGAAAUGGGUCACACUUAGAUCUACAGUUUUCUACAUUGUAGUCCCCAUGUUAGGUUGGAUUGUCGUUCCAGUGGGUAAGGUGCCCAUAUAUGCAUCAUUGAACCCUGUUAUCUUCAUGUAAGUCAUAAAUGUGUAACCACGACAACAUGUAAGGACACCGUGUACUGGGAGGUAACCAGAUGCAUUUAAUCUGGUGUGUAUGUAUUUCUGUUCUAUGUGUAGAAGUUGAACUGUUCAAAUAUCACAGUUCGGUCUAUUCUUCUGUGCUAAGUGGUAGCACAAAGGAACAGUUUUUUUCGGCAGAACUGUACUAAGUGUCCUGCCAUUUGUUUGAAAGGUAAAUAUUUUUUGGGAUGCUCCAAUUUCGAGCAACUGUCGUUUUGCCGAAAUUAACAUAUAUUGCACAAAAUUUGUGCAAGGGAUGCUGGUAAUAUUGCAGAGUGAGUUGAGAGACGUUCAGGGCAACCUCAGCCGUCAUGGGUCUGAAGUGCAGUGAGGUAUAGCAGCUUCUAUUACUCAGUGUGUGUAGUGUUUUAGUGUCUUUAUUAGUUAAAUGUAGAUAUCUCCUUAGCUAUCCUGUUGGUUCAACUAGAAAGCAGAGCAAAAAGAGGUUCAUAGCAGUACCACAGAUAGCCUGCAAUAUUCAGCAAUCGUUCGAUCAUUGUAGGGUCAUGCACUUUGUCAUUUGGAGUGGUAUACUGUAAUACAGAACAACAAUCUUGUGAUAUUUGGUGGACAUUUCAUACAUGCCUGAUGCAUUCGUUUGAGAAUAUGCUUUUGAUUGUUUAAGUUGUAAUAGCAACAUUGGCCAUGGCGAUGUGUAGGUUCAGAAUGGGUAAUAUCGUCAUAGCAACAAGUAUGUCCUACAAGCAGCAUGAAUCCGAAGGUAUGUGACAAAUAAAUAAAAGCCUCGUUUGAUGUUAA
This is a messenger RNA of Priapulus caudatus, 2841 nucleotides long. Its product is annotated as plasminogen activator inhibitor 1 RNA-binding protein-like. Gene Ontology annotation, molecular function: RNA binding. Gene Ontology annotation, cellular component: cytoplasm; nucleus. The record is from RefSeq and is a predicted model, not a curated record. Lineage: Eukaryota; Metazoa; Priapulida; Priapulimorpha; Priapulimorphida; Priapulidae. The coding region runs from base 96 to 1418 and encodes 440 amino acids. The transcript is spliced from 6 exons.